AUGGUUUCGUUCAAGUCCUUCCUCUGCGCCUUGAUGGCUGCUACUACGGUGCUGGCCGCCCCCUUCGACUUCCUUACCGAGGAGGUUGACGACGGAAACUCGACUCUCCUCUCCAAGCGUGCAGGUACUCCCAGCGCUGAGGGCACUCACAAUGGAUACUUCUACUCUUGGUGGACUGAUGGCGGCGGCAAUGCCCAAUUCACUCUUGGUGAGGGUUCUCGUUACUCUGUUCAGUGGCAGAACACUGGCAACUUUGUUGGUGGAAAGGGCUGGAACCCUGGUACUGGCCGCUUCAACCCUUCUGGCAACGGCUAUCUUGCUGUCUACGGAUGGACACGCAACCCGCUCGUCGAGUACUAUGUCAUUGAGUCGUUUGGCACGUAUGACCCCAGCAGCGGUGCUCAGUACAAGGGUAGUUUCUCCACCGAUGGCGGCAACUACAAUGUCUACGUCUCUACUCGCACCGUACACAUAAGAGACAUGCUAAUUGUACCUUCACCUUUANNGAACCAGCCCUCCAUCGACGGUACUCGCACCUUCCAGCAAUACUGGUCUGUUCGCCAGGGCAAGCGUGUCGGUGGCGCCGUCACUAUGCAGAAUCACUUCAAUGCCUGGGCCAGAUUCGGUCUCAACCUUGGUCAACACUAUUACCAAAUCGUCGCUACCGAGGGUUACCAGAGCAGCGGUAGCUCUGACAUCUACGUCCAGACCAAGUAG
This is a messenger RNA of Aureobasidium uvarum, 717 nucleotides long. The record is from the annotation of a GenBank genome assembly. NCBI's taxonomy places the organism in Eukaryota, Fungi, Ascomycota, Dothideomycetes, Dothideales, Saccotheciaceae.